Myiozetetes cayanensis is the source of this 280-nucleotide messenger RNA. RefSeq names its product DNA replication licensing factor MCM7-like. The transcript is spliced from 3 exons. Lineage: Eukaryota; Metazoa; Chordata; Aves; Passeriformes; Tyrannidae. The annotation marks the transcript as partial. The record is from RefSeq and is a predicted model, not a curated record. Gene Ontology annotation, biological process: DNA replication initiation. Gene Ontology annotation, cellular component: MCM complex. Gene Ontology annotation, molecular function: DNA helicase activity; DNA binding; ATP binding.
AUGCCCCAACCUUACCCCCAGAUCCCCCAAACCCCCCAAAUCCCCCAGAACCAGUACCCCCCUGAGCUGCUCAGGAGAUUUGAGCUGUAUUUCCGUGCCCCGGCGCUCUCCAAGCCGCGGGGGGUGCGGGAGCUCCGGGCCGGCUCCAUCGGCAAACUCGUCACGCUCAGAGGGGUCGUCACGAGGGUCAGCGAGGUCAGACCCCUGCUCGUGGUGGGCACCUACAGCUGUGACCAGUGCGGGGCUGAGACCUACCAGCCGGUAAGGGGGGCUUUGGGGG